AUUACAAUAUCACAUUGGCUUGUAGAAAAUGAAAAAUGUCAUCCUGAAAGAGCUUUUGCCAAAUCAUUCAUAAGAUCAUGCAUCACAAAGCUUGUCAUGGUGAUAUCCAAUCUCUGAAAAAAAGAUUUGAGCAAACUAAAUCACCAAGGUAAUUUUUCCAAUCUUGUGCUGCUCCUUGGUUGGUAUAAGAGGUCUAUUGCCAUCCAUAGCAGCAGUAAUUGAGCAGAGGGCAAAGCAUCGCUUAAGUUGAGGAGGAAGAGAGUCAUAGCUUGGUUUAAGUACUGGAAGGAUACUGUUAGUGUAGCUUGAGAAAUUCUUUGAUGCAAUGGCUCGUUCAAGACCUUACACUGUUCUGCAAUCCUUUUCCCAAUUCCUUCUAGUUCUUGGUUGAUUAUAUUUCCAAAAGGAAAUCUAGAGAUCAGCUCCCAACAUUCUUCAUUUGGUAGAUUUUUUCAUCCUUUGCUACUGUGGAGACAAUUUCACUUGAUGUGGUUAGAACAAUCUUGCUUCCUUCCUCAAGAAACUUUCCCAUUCUGAAUCUCAGACCAAAAAUCAUCCAGAGCAACAGGUAAAAGUCUUCUGUUUGCCAAAAGAAUCUCUAAGAGACGGGUGACGUGUCGUUGUGUGAGUGGGUGAAGGGAAAAUAUAUAAAGAGAAAAUAAAAAUCGACUCCCGUGUUUCUCUCUCUCUUUCACGCGUUUCUCUUCAAAGGCUACACCGGAGGCGAUUUGGAGUUUAAUCGGAACCACUCGGACGAGUCUCCGAUGUAGAAACGAGGAAGAUUACUUCAAUUGAGAUUAAGAGGCAUAGAGAGAGAGAUUUGUGUAUUCGAUCGAAUCAAGCUUGGGUUUGUUAGUAAUGGCGAGAAUAGCUAUAGUUUUAGAUCUACUGAAGAAAUCUCAAUCCAAGCACAGUCUUCACUCAUCUUCCUUCUCUUCCGCCGCCACUGCUCCCUUUGCGUCUAGGUUUCUAUUCGGUUCUUUCGAGCCUCGAGUUUCGUAUCGUGGUGUUGCUGCUGGAAUAGACGAUGAUUACCUUGGUGCUAUACGGAAAAUGUCUGCGGAUGGAAACUUCUAAAGGGUAACAUCAUCUUUAAUAUGAUUUCAUUUAAAGAAAAUGUCAUGCUUUAUUUAUUAAUUACACUACUAAAUGAUAUAAUUUAGUGAUUAUGUAGAAUGUUUAAUUUCUUGUUGAUAUAUAAGAAUAGUAAUAUCACCAAUCAAAAUGAAGUUGCAUCAAAAAAGGGCCAGAGAGAAAGAGCUUUGUGAGCAGCCAAAAACCAAAGUGGGCAAGUCUUCUUUCUUAGUCGUCGUUACUAAAACACAAAUUGUUUAUUCGGCAUUUGUGUUUAAUUAAGUUCUUUAAUUAAUGAUUAAAGAUCUUAAAUUUGUGUUAUUAAUGGCUAAAGUUAAACGAUUCAACAACGGCAUCCAAAAUCUUUAAAUUUUUCCGAUUCUUCCGUUGCAAGUCAACGUUUUCCUUCGCUUCCUCCUACCUUCUUCUUCUUCUUCACAAAAAUCUGAACUUUAAAUUUGAAUUUGCCCAUAUUUUUAGACCCACAUUUAUUCAUAUAGAUUUGAUCUGAGUUUGUAUUAUCUCAAAGUUUUAUCCUUUUGUUGAAUCUUGAUCUUUCGAUUAGUCCCCACCAAGCACCAAGUGAUCGAUCUUUUGUCUCACUGAACUUGGUUAUGCUUGAAAUUUGAUCUGACAACUAAAAGUUUCCUGCUUUGGAGGUUUUUGAUUUUGUAUCAUCCAGUUUAUAACGAGACUAUGUCAAUGGGAGGAGGGUCAAACCACGAGUUUGGCCAGUGGCUUGACCAGCAACUCGUUCCGUUAGCUACGAGUAGUGGCUCUUUGAUGGUUGAAUUGUUACAUGGUAACUUAGACAUUUGGGUUAAGGAAGCUAAACAUCUUCCUAACAUGAUAUGUUACCGUAACAAGCUUGUUGGUGGGAUUUCGUUUUCUGAGUUAGGUCGGAGGAUUCGUAAAGUGGAUGGUGAGAAGUCUUCUAAGUUCACAAGUGAUCCUUAUGUUACUGUCUCUAUCUCUGGUGCUGUCAUUGGUAGAACUUUUGUUAUUAGCAAUAGUGAGAAUCCUGUGUGGAUGCAGCAUUUCGAUGUACCCGUUGCUCAUAGUGCUGCUGAAGUACAUUUUGUUGUGAAAGACAAUGAUCCUAUUGGAUCAAAGAUCAUAGGAGUUGUUGGAAUACCAACCAAGCAGUUGUGUUCCGGGAAUAGAAUCGAAGGGCUGUUUCCGAUACUUAACAGUAGUGGGAAGCCUUGUAGAAAAGGUGCUAUGUUGAGUCUGUCUAUUCAGUAUACUCCAAUGGAAAGAAUGAGACUUUACCAAAAGGGUGUUGGUUCUGGUGUUGAGUGUGUAGGAGUUCCCGGUACAUACUUCCCUUUGAGGAAAGGCGGUAGGGUUACUCUUUAUCAGGAUGCUCAUGUCGAUGACGGUACUCUUCCGAGUGUACAUCUUGAUGGUGGGAUUCAGUAUAGACAUGGAAAAUGCUGGGAGGAUAUGGCUGAUGCGAUACGACGGGCAAGGAGGCUGAUUUAUAUCACAGGUUGGUCAGUUUUCCAUCCGGUUAGGCUGGUUCGUCGUAACAAUGAUCCGACCGAAGGUACAUUAGGGGAGUUACUUAAAGUCAAAUCUCAAGAAGGUGUUAGAGUGUUGGUUUUGGUGUGGGAUGAUCCAACUUCAAUGAGUUUUCCGGGAUUCAGUACAAAAGGACUUAUGAACACAAGCGAUGAGGAGACUCGCCGUUUUUUCAAGCACUCAUCGGUGCAAGUUCUCCUUUGUCCUAGAUAUGGGGGGAAAGGUCACAGCUUCAUAAAAAAAUCUGAAGUUGAAACAAUCUACACGCAUCAUCAGAAAACUAUGAUUGUAGAUGCUGAAGCAGCUCAGAACCGAAGAAAGAUUGUAGCAUUUGUUGGAGGGCUAGACUUGUGCAACGGACGAUUUGAUACUCCCAAGCAUUCUCUUUUCGGGACAUUAAAGACACUCCAUAAAGAUGACUUCCAUAACCCAAAUUUUGUGACUACUGAGGAUGUUGGACCAAGAGAACCAUGGCAUGAUCUGCACAGCAAAAUUGAUGGUCCAGCUGCAUAUGAUGUGCUUGCUAAUUUCGAGGAACGCUGGAUGGCUUCAAAACCUCGUGGAAUAGGGAAAGGAAGAACUUCUUUUGACGAUUCUUUGCUUAGGAUAAACAGAAUUCCUGACAUCAUGGGACUUUCUGAAGCUUCUUCUGCUAAUGAUAAUGAUCCAGAGUCUUGGCAUGUUCAGGUUUUCCGUUCUAUUGAUUCGACUUCAGUCAAAGGGUUUCCAAAGGACCCAGAGGAAGCUACUGGAAGAAAUCUUCUAUGUGGGAAGAACAUUCUCAUAGAUAUGAGCAUACAUGCAGCUUAUGUUAAGGCGAUACGAUCUGCUCAGCACUUCAUUUACAUUGAGAACCAAUAUUUUCUUGGAUCUUCAUUCAACUGGGAUUCAAACAAGGACUUGGGUGCUAAUAAUCUAAUCCCGAUGGAAAUCGCGCUUAAGAUUGCUAAUAAGAUUAGAGCGAGGGAGAAUUUCGCUGCUUAUAUUGUCAUUCCAAUGUGGCCAGAAGGUGCUCCAACAAGUAAGCCUAUUCAAAGAAUUCUCUACUGGCAGCACAAAACCAUGCAAAUGAUGUAUCAAACCAUCUACAAGGCACUUCUGGAAGUUGGUCUUGAUGGCCAGCUUGAGCCACAAGACUUUUUGAACUUCUUCUGUCUUGGAAACAGAGAGGUUGGAACCAGAGAGGUUCCUGAUGGAACAGUUAAUGUAUAUAAUUGUCCUCGGAAGCCACCUCAGCCAAAUGCUGCACAGGUGCAAGCUUUGAAGAGUCGAAGAUUCAUGAUAUAUGUUCAUUCCAAAGGUAUGGUAGUGGAUGAUGAGUUUGUCUUAAUUGGUUCCGCGAAUAUCAACCAGAGAUCCUUGGAAGGAACUAGAGACACUGAAAUCGCUAUGGGAGGGUAUCAGCCACAUCAUUCAUGGGCUAAGAAAGGUUCUCGUCCUCGUGGUCAGAUCUUUGGAUAUAGAAUGUCGUUAUGGGCAGAACAUCUAGGGUUUCUAGAGCAAGAAUUCGAGGAACCAGAGAACAUGGAAUGCGUGAGACGAGUUAGGCAAUUGAGUGAGCUGAAUUGGGGACAGUAUGCAGCAGAGGAAGUCACAGAGAUGUCAGGUCAUCUUCUUAAGUAUCCAGUUCAAGUCGAUAAAACAGGCAAAGUGAGUUCUCUUCCUGGAUGCGAGACAUUCCCAGAUCUCGGUGGCAAGAUCAUAGGAUCAUUCCUUACUCUACAAGAAAACCUCACCAUCUGAAAACUUACCUUAUAGUGUCAACAAUUGUUCUUUAUUUCUUCUACUUCAAGAAAUCUCUCUAACUCUGUGUGAUCUGAAUGAAAGUGUGUGCUUUUAGGGUCCUAGUUGUACUUUUCAAAUUUAUGAGCUGUACAUCGAUUCAUUACAAUUAUUUCCAUUGAUCUAUCGUAGUGUGUGUUUUGGAGUUUUUUCUUUUUGUUACUGCUACUUCGUUAGCCUAUCUAAAUUAUAAAUUUAUUUUUAUAACCAAGGUUAAUCCCAACUUUUAGCACCCAACUAAUCCCUACGGUAAGUGAAGCCUAUU
Arabidopsis thaliana (thale cress) is the source of this 4645-nucleotide messenger RNA. RefSeq names its product phospholipase D gamma 2 (gene PLDGAMMA2). Bases 1771 to 4341 code for a protein of 856 amino acids. Gene Ontology annotation, cellular component: membrane; cytoplasm. The transcript is spliced from 11 exons. The record is from RefSeq and is marked reviewed. Lineage: Eukaryota; Viridiplantae; Streptophyta; Magnoliopsida; Brassicales; Brassicaceae. Gene Ontology annotation, molecular function: catalytic activity; calcium ion binding; D-type glycerophospholipase activity. Gene Ontology annotation, biological process: phosphatidylcholine metabolic process.